AUGAGUUUUAACAGCACGGCAUUACCUUCAUCCAAAAAGACUCACCUGGAGAAACACAAGCAAAUAUUGAAACAAUUGUUAAGAGAAGAAGCAAAUAAAUCAUGUGCAGACUGUAAAUCAUCAAAAAAUCCAAGAUGGGCAUCAUGGAGUUUGGGUUGUUUUAUUUGUAUUAGAUGUUCAGGGGUUCAUAGAAGUAUGGGUACUCAUAUUUCAAAAGUUAAAAGUGUUGAUUUGGACGCAUGGACUGAUGAUCAAGUUGAAAAUAUGGUUAGAUGGGGUAAUCAAAAGGCAAACUUGUAUUGGGAAAGUAAAUUACCAGACGGUUACAUUCCAGACCAACUGAAGAUUGAAAAUUUCAUUAGAACUAAAUAUGAAUUGAAGAAAUGGAAAGAUAGUCAAGAUAUUAGAUCAUUCAAUCCUGCAACUGUACAAAAAGCUGCACCAUCACCAUCACCAGCUUCAGUUGCAACACCAUCACCAGCAUCAGUUGCAACACCAUCACCAGCUCCAGUUACUCGUAGUACUACAUCUAGUUCUACUAAUUCUUUUAGUUCAUUUAGCUCCAGAAAUACUUUACCUGCUGCACCUGUGAAAGUCACAACUUCAGCACCAACUCCCCCACUUCCACAACAGCAACAGCAACAAGCACCAUUAUUUAACCAACCACUUCAAUCUGCACAAAGUACUGGUGGAAGUAUAUCAAGUAAUGGUAGACCAGACUUGAAGAAAUCAAUUCUCUCCUUAUAUUCUUCCCCAUCAUCAUCAUCAAGUUUUAUCAACCAACAACAACAACAACAACCACAACAAUCAACAUUUCAACAACAAGCUAGAGUACAACAAACUCCAAUGACUUAUACUCCUCCACCAGCUCAAUCUCAACCUAUGGUCAGUAGAUUGGAUGAUGAUUUGUUCAAGAAUGUAUGGAACUAG
This is a messenger RNA of Candida tropicalis MYA-3404, 930 nucleotides long. It is a transcript of the gene AGE2, whose product is annotated as Age2p. NCBI's taxonomy places the organism in Eukaryota, Fungi, Ascomycota, Pichiomycetes, Serinales, Debaryomycetaceae. The coding region runs from base 1 to 930 and encodes 309 amino acids. The record is from RefSeq and is a predicted model, not a curated record. The transcript has a single exon. Gene Ontology annotation, cellular component: Golgi apparatus. Gene Ontology annotation, biological process: endocytosis; intra-Golgi vesicle-mediated transport; endoplasmic reticulum to Golgi vesicle-mediated transport. Gene Ontology annotation, molecular function: GTPase activator activity; sequence-specific DNA binding; metal ion binding.